Molecule: messenger RNA, 841 nt
Organism: Amphibalanus amphitrite
Lineage: Eukaryota; Metazoa; Arthropoda; Thecostraca; Balanomorpha; Balanidae
Product: lectin BRA-3-like
Exons: 2
Coding region: 16-660 (214 amino acids)
Molecular function (GO): signaling receptor activity
Source: RefSeq, a predicted model, not a curated record
UUUUCGAGGCGGCACAUGACUGUUCUCAUCGACAAACCAGAGCUAUCUUUCCGGUGUGGGAGGCGGUGCGAGGUCACGCCAUGGUGUGAGAAGGGACGCAGCUGCCGGCGACAGCGGCCCUUUAUCAGCUGGAGGAGGUCGCCGCUCGGCCUCAGAGCGGAGCCUCACGUCUUACAGUCAGAGACCUGUCAGUAUCUCGCCAAGAUGCUGUACCAGCUGCUGGCUGUCACGCUGUGCGCCGGCCUGGCCUCGGCUGGCUGUCCGACCAACGUCGAGUGGCAGGAGUUCGACGGCUUCUGCUACUGGCGCUCCACCUACGCCACCUCGUGGCAGCAGGCCGUCACCGCCUGUUCCACAGUCGGCACCGGAGCCAAGCUCGCCUCCAUUCACUCUCUGCUCGAGAACGCCUUUAUUAUGCAGACCUACGAUUUCGCUGACUCCUGGAUUGGCUUUAACGACAUCGAGACGGAGGGUCAGUUCCGGUGGUCAGACGGCUCGGAGGUGGACUUCACCAACUGGGCUCGCCAGCAGCCCGACAACCAGUUCGGCCAGGACUGCACGCGCGUUCCCCACCCCGACAACCCGCACGCAGCGGAGUGGGACGACUCAGAAUGCGAAGACGAGCACUUCUUCAUCUGCAAGAUGCCCGCUACUGCCUAAACAGUUCCUGCGCCCGACGCUCGCCAGCAGCGUAAUAAUGACCAAGCAACUAGAACCAUGUUAUCCAGCGUGGUGGGAGAGCACCUCAUAGCUGGGAUGCCAAGUAACUAAAUAGUGACAUUAUGCACAUUUACAUGAAUUUUUAUCAAAUAAACGAGCCGAAUUUCGGUUAGAUACUUAA